AUGCAACCAACCGACGACACCAUGGAAAAGAAAGUGCGCGAUUAUGCGCAGGGUGCAGUGAAAUUCAUAAAAAAGAGCGGAAGUAACUUCCUGGCUUGUAAGAACCUGAGGGAGAAACUUGAAGAAAAGGGAUUCAAGCGAAUCCAAGAAGGAGAAAAAUGGGAUCUACGAAAAAAUGAAGGUUACGUAUUCAGUAAACAGAAUAGAAACAUAUGUGGCUUCUUCAUUGGGAAGGACUUUAAUAUGGAGAAAGGCUCCAUCCUCAUUUCCAUUGGCCACGUAGACACCUGUUGCUUGAAAAUAUCUCCUAACAACAACACCGUUAAAAGUAAGGUGAAUCAGUUAAAUGUGGAGUGCUACGGAUCUGGCUUGUGGCAUACGUGGUUUGAUCGUAGCUUAGGUUUGUCUGGUCAGGUAGUCUACAAGAAAGACGACAAGCUCGUGGAGAAACUCAUCCAGAUUAACAGAUCCAUUAUUUUCCUUCCCAGUCUUGCUAUCCACCUGCAGAACAGGACCAGGUUUGAAUUCUCAGUCAAAGUUAAUUUUGAGAACCACUUGAAGCCCAUCAUCUCCACCGUUCUGUAUGAUCAGUUGAUCAAAGGGAAAGAGAAGCAGAACACCGAUGCCUUUACAGAAGAUACUUUACAUGCGGAGAAAAUACAAGACAAAUGUCUGAAUGGAGAUGACGCCUCGCCCAGUUGCCUCUCCCAUCAGGAAAAUCCAAACUCCUCCCCACUCCUUUACACACUAGCGAAAGAGUUGCAGUGCGAAGAAAAAGAUAUCCUAGACUUCGAGUUGUGCUUAAUGGAUGUAAAUGAACCCUGCUUCACGGGGGCUUAUGAGGAAUUCAUCGAAGGGGCGAGGUUUGAUAAUUUGCUAGGUUCGUAUUGCGUCUUUGAGGCCUUCGCGGAGAUGAUAGAUAUGCUAAAGGGGAAAACACCACCUUCAGAUGGAGCAGUCCUCCCCCCUGAGGCACACGCAAACCUGUACAUCUGCAUUGGCUACGACCAUGAAGAAAUAGGCUCCCUCAGCGAAGUCGGUGCGCAGUCUUACUUUACGCAAAAUUUCAUCAAACGAAUUUUAACAGCCAUUUCAUCUUCCCAAGUAGGGCAGAACACACACCCCUCUUCUCCUACUUCUAUCGACGAGCUCUAUGGAAGUCUCAUGAGCAGGUCUCUCAUACUCAACGUGGACAUGGCACACUGCAGUCACCCCAACUACCCAGAAACAGUGCAGGCUAACCACCAGUUAUUUUUUCACGAAGGAAUUGCUAUCAAGUACAAUACAAAUAGAAACUACGCCACCUCGCCCUAUUACACAUGUCUACUAAAGAGGACCUUCGAAUUGUUCACUUCCAAGUUCAAUGAAAAAAUAAAGUACCAGAACUUCAUGGUGAAGAAUGACACCCCCUGUGGUAGCACUGUGGGUUCUAUGGUUGCUUCGAACCUUUCCAUGCCGGGUGUUGAUAUUGGCAUUCCUCAGCUAGCCAUGCAUUCGAUAAGAGAGAUAGCCGCUGUGAGGGAUAUCUACUACCUGGUCAAGGGUAUCUUGGCCUUCUACACCUACUACAGUCAUGUGCAUGCCUCCUGUGUACCCGAUGAGUAG
Messenger RNA from Plasmodium knowlesi strain H, 1605 nucleotides. Its product is annotated as M18 aspartyl aminopeptidase, putative. The record is from RefSeq and is a predicted model, not a curated record. Lineage: Eukaryota; Apicomplexa; Aconoidasida; Haemosporida; Plasmodiidae. Gene Ontology annotation, biological process: proteolysis. Bases 1 to 1605 code for a protein of 534 amino acids. The transcript has a single exon. Gene Ontology annotation, molecular function: zinc ion binding; aminopeptidase activity.